GCGCGACGGCGGCACCGGGAGAGAGAGAGAAAAUGGAAAAUGGCGCGGGCGAGACGUGCGGACAGAAAAAACGGGACGAAAAGUAGAGUCGUAGUUGGAAAGGGUCUCGCAGCAUCCCAGGAAUUCAAGGUGGUUACUCAUUCCGCGUGUCUCGGCGAGUGCGGACGCUUUUUCCUUGUUCAGCCCGAGACCGAAUCGGCCGGGCUAAGAGAGCGUCAGUGCGGCCGCGGCUUUCAUCGCACGCAGCUCGCGCGUCCCUCCAAGCAUGGCGAUCACGACGCCCGCAUGGACACCGACGCCAGCCAUGACCGACGCGUGAGCGACGCCGCCGCCGGCGCCGCCCUCCGCGACGACGACGCCGACGACGCCGACCAGCAGCUCGUGCUCGUGCCCACCGAUCCUUCUGAGUGGAGCGAGCAGCACGUGCGACAAUGGCUGGAGUGGGCGUGCAAGCAGUUCGCCCUGCCGCCCCUCGACCCGUGCGACUUCCCCAAGAGUGGAAGCGAGUUGUGCGCCCUGAGCAGGUCUCAACUGCUGUCCCUGGCCGGCGCCAGGGCGGGCAGCGUGCUCGCCGCGCACCUCGCCAACCUCAAGCACAGCGUCACCGGACGCAGCCCCAGCCCCCUCGGCGACAUCAGGCUACACUCCCCUGAAGAAAACGAAGAUCCAUACCAGUUGCUGAACGCGGCCGGCAGUCGAUUGGUGGCGCAGGGAUCAGGUCAGAUCCAACUGUGGCAGUUUCUGCUCGAGCUCCUCUCGGAUUCGUCCAACGCGGCCUGCAUCACUUGGGAGGGCACCAAUGGAGAAUUCAAACUCACCGACCCCGACGAGGUUGCCCGCCGCUGGGGCGAGAGGAAGUCCAAGCCCAACAUGAAUUACGACAAGCUCAGCAGAGCUCUCAGGUAUUACUACGACAAGAACAUAAUGAGCAAAGUGCACGGCAAGAGGUACGCGUACAAAUUCGACUUCACGGGACUGAUGCAGGCGUGCCAGGCUCAGAACGGCGAGGGGGCCGCGGGGGCAGCUUCGCCCUACAAGACUCCCCCGGGCUACCCUGGCGAGUUGGGAAGCCUGUUCGGCACAACGCACGCCUCUGCCUACCACCUCGCUGAGUGUCACGGAAAGCUGUCGUCGGGAGGAGUGAGCGCGGCAGCGUCGGGCGCGUCGCCGAGCAGCCUGUUCGGGGCGCAGCACUACUGGCCCAGUCCGCCGCCCCUCUACACGCCCCCGGGGGGCUCGUCGAGCGGCAGCGGGGGCUCGCCGGGGCCGCACCGGCCGCCCAGCCUGUCGCGGUGCUACCCGUACCCGCCGGGGGCGCCGCCGCCCCAGCACUGACGCGCGCGCUGUGAUCUCCAGCACAAUCAUCGUACACGUGUGUGACUACUCCUUUGCUUCGCCGCAACUGGCUUGCACAGUUCCUAUUCCGCAAAAAUGCGAGAAAGACGCUGCCUCCUCCUCCAGUUCGACUCAUCGAUAUAAAUUCCACUUGGUUUGGCCGUGUCAAAUCGUACACUUGGGAAACUUUAUAUUUUUUUCCUGAAGAGUAAAUAAUGCUUAUUUAUCUUUUGUACAUUAUUGUCGGCUAACUGUUGAUUUCUUUAUAUGAUAAUCCACGACAGAGACAUUAUACGAUUGAAAUAAUAGUGAUGUGCACAUUUUGUUUUGUGUUUACCGCUUGAGACAUUUUUAAAAGAGCUGAAAUCACGGGUCGCAUGACGUAUUUCCCACUUUUGAUCAGUCUUUACUCGAAAAAAAUCUAAAAGUUUUUCGUUAUUGCUGGUUUUACAGGAAAUUGAGAACACUGUAAUACAUUUUGAGUCUGUGCAAUUUAAAUUUAAAAUUUAAGGUCUUUAUGUUCAACUCCUCUCAUCAAGACUAAUCGAAUAAACACCAAAUUCAUCGGUCAAGGUCAAAGGUCAACAAGUCUCAUUUUCAAAAAUUCCCGUUUUUUAUCUUAAAAACCAGCACCAUACUUUAAACAUCCAAAACGCCCCCAAAAAAGGUCUCAGGGUACGUAAGGACUUUUGUAACAAUUUCAAGGUUUCGGUUUCAAUUAAUUCCAUUUCAAUUUCGAAAAAAACAAAAUUUUCUAAUUCUUGCAAAUGAUGUGAGCGUUAAAUCUCAGGUUCUAAGGGUCAUAAAUGCAAAAACUGCACAUCGUUCGACUUGGAUUGACUUCCCCUGGUGAGCUGAAUGGUUUUAGGGGUGCACCCCAACCCUCAUCCCCUAAUUGCCAUGAUUUCAUCCCGAUAAAGUGAAUAUUUUAUAUCAACGCGAUUUUUUGUUCUUUUGUUUGAAAAUUUACUCAUGCAUCACAAAAUUAGAAAAUGAUAGUCAACCGACCAAAUUUCCAAGUGUAUAGGAUUACUUUUCUUUAAUGUAAAGACCUUUAAGGUCAAAACUAUUUAUAGUUUCUAUAGGCAAUGACGGCUCACUUCACCUUCCAAGAUUGAGAAGUUGCCUGAUUGCGUAUAUACAACCACUGCUUUGACUGCCGUUUUGUAAAGCGUAUUUUCAGUUUGUUUUAAUUAUUGCGAAUAAAAAUGCACAAAAACGACUAAGGCCAAAAAUGUUAUCUCCAUUUUCAUUGAGAUUGCGUAUGAGACUGAGCCUUGUAAAGUUUGUUGCCUGUCUAUUUGUAGUAUUCAUAAAUUAUAUAACACCUAAUCCGAUACAGUAUCCUAACAUAUCAAAAGCUGUUUCAUGUACAAGUCUUUCUUGUGUAAAUUAUACAUAUUAACUGUACAUAUUUAUGCAGGUUGCAUGCUCUGAAGAACGUUCUCUCGAUCGCUUCUUAUCGUGCUGAUGUUUCAUCCAUCAUAUAAUAGUUCGUUCAUAAUAAUAAUCAUCUACACGUUAAGGACUCUUCUUGUAAAGAGGUUCGCCGCACUGAAACUAUAUCGCAGUGUUCCUUGAGCAAAACUUAAAGCUGCGUGAAUUCCAGCAAAAGUGGCAUACAAUGUAUUUUUGAGGGUAUUUUUCUUUUUUUAUUUCUGCGUAUACUUUGCUUUGUUUUCGAACACUAAUAAAAAAUGUUGAAUAAAAUAAUUUA
This is a messenger RNA of Cloeon dipterum, 3052 nucleotides long. Its product is annotated as DNA-binding protein D-ETS-6-like. NCBI's taxonomy places the organism in Eukaryota, Metazoa, Arthropoda, Insecta, Ephemeroptera, Baetidae. The coding region runs from base 40 to 1335 and encodes 431 amino acids. The record is from RefSeq and is a predicted model, not a curated record. The transcript has 5 exons. Gene Ontology annotation, biological process: cell differentiation; regulation of transcription by RNA polymerase II. Gene Ontology annotation, molecular function: sequence-specific DNA binding; DNA-binding transcription factor activity, RNA polymerase II-specific. Gene Ontology annotation, cellular component: nucleus.